AUGCCCGCUUUCACGCAAGUCCAAUGGGAGGAAACGGUGAUCCGAGAGGUGGUCCGCGUGUUGGCCGUCGGUGGAUAUCUUGAGCUUUGUGAAUAUGAGCUAUGUCAAAAUUGUGGCCCCGUGUUCGAAAAACUAUUAAGUUCACGUCGGGAGAUGCUAACCAAAAUGGGAAUAAAUCCGGAUAUCUCUCAACUUCUUGGAAAAUUCGUGAACGACACACGUCAAUUCGAUCAGAUUCAACACGAUAAAAGGGUGAUCCCGGUAGGAAAGUCAUGGGCGGGAAAAAUUGGCGAAGUGGGCAAGGAUGACAUAUACACGAGGAUGUUGGCGAUAAAACCGGUGUUGUUUCAAUUCAUGGGCAUAACAUCUGAAGAAUACGAUGAGAUGAUGGAAAAGAGCAUUGACGAAUUUGAUGAAUAUCAAACAUUUUUUGUCACCUGUAGGUGGUAUGCCAAGAAAGUAAAUUUGUAG
This is a messenger RNA of Acaulospora colombiana, 471 nucleotides long. The record is from the annotation of a GenBank genome assembly. Lineage: Eukaryota; Fungi; Glomeromycota; Glomeromycetes; Diversisporales; Acaulosporaceae.